AUGUCUCGAGCUCGCGAGGAUAGCGCGGCGAAUCCGUCUUACCAGUGGGAUAAUCAGAUGUCUGAACCAGCGUGGCUCGAACGGGUGCCAAGAUACCACGAAGAGUUUCCUGACGAGCCAAGGGGCCUCCCCGACGUACCCCUCAAUGUCGAUCAUCGCUACUGCACCCCGGCCCCAAUGGAUCCUCACUACAAGGACGAGCACGUCGAUCCAGACGAUGUCUUACCCCCCUACAACGAGGCGGAUUGGGCGCCGCUUCCGGACGACGAGGAGGAGCUUACUGGCGCCAGACAGCCGCUUGCGCCUCCAGGCACAGCGCAGAACCCGUUGGUCAUAGAAGACGACGGCGCAGGUCGAUACCGGAAGGCUUCUGCUUUGGAACCGCCGCCUGGUAUCGAGAACAGCCCCGCUGGUAGGCGCACCAAGCGCCAGAAAGCGAAUAAUGGCCAGGCCCUGUCCUCGACGAACAAACGGUCUCAACCAUCCGCGAACAAUGGUUCAUCAGCGGCUGGGUUGUCUUCCACGCCCAAGAAGGGCCGCGGCGCGCGUGGGCGCCCUCCAGCCGCUGCGAAGAGUCCCACUGGCCAAGCGAAGUCCAAGAAGAAUGCGUCGAACAAGUAUACCCCGAAGGUGUCCUCCCCGCUCAAGCAGGUCGCAUCCGAGGCUGCGACAAACGCGCCGGACGCACCUGUCACCCAGGGCCGCUGGUAUAUCCCUCCGCGUAAGCACUCGACGGGCAGCGUGUCCGUCAGCUCGGACAGCUCCGGGUCGUCGGAUUCCGAAUGCGACGAGUGA
This is a messenger RNA of Trametes versicolor FP-101664 SS1, 795 nucleotides long. RefSeq lists its product as uncharacterized. The coding region runs from base 1 to 795 and encodes 264 amino acids. NCBI's taxonomy places the organism in Eukaryota, Fungi, Basidiomycota, Agaricomycetes, Polyporales, Polyporaceae. The record is from RefSeq and is a predicted model, not a curated record. The transcript is spliced from 2 exons.